Molecule: messenger RNA, 433 nt
Organism: Salvia splendens (bonfire salvia)
Lineage: Eukaryota; Viridiplantae; Streptophyta; Magnoliopsida; Lamiales; Lamiaceae
Product: somatic embryogenesis receptor kinase 2
Exons: 2
Coding region: 33-305 (90 amino acids)
Source: RefSeq, a predicted model, not a curated record
AUCUGGCUCGCCUUGCGAAUGACGAUGAUGUCAUGUUGCUCGAUUGGAGCAAUUACAUCGAAUCAGAAGUCGAGCAGCUGAUCCAGGUCGCUCUCCUCUGCACGCAGAGCUCCCCGAUGGACCGGCCCAAGAUAUCGGAAGUGGUGAGGAUGCUAGAAGGCGACGGGCUGGCAGAGAAAUGGGACGAGUGGCAGAAGGUGGAGGUUCAUCAGCAGGAGGUAGAGCUCGCCCCCCACCCGACUUCCGAUUGGAUAGUCGACUCGACUGAAAAUUUACACGCCUUCGAGUUGUCUGGUCCCAGGUGACCUACAUGGAGAAACCAAAAAGAAGAAAAUUGUUAGGCACUUUAAUUUUUGAGAUGUCACUUUCUUAGGGUUGAGGAAUUAACAAAUUUGAUUUAUGGUAUGGGGUGGCAUUGUGAACUUUGUCUUGU